AUGUACCGCAAUCAAUCAAGACAAGGUCGAUGGCAGAAUACUGCGUCAUCAGGACCGCCAGCAUUGUCCUCUCAUGCUGCUCCAAAUCAACAUUAUUGGUCUGGUGAUGAUGGUGGUGAUUUGAGAUUUCAAGCUCAUUUCGCUCGAACAUCAAGCCGCAGGCCUUCAAUGACACAAUUGCCAUCUCUACCUAUGAUGUCUGAACGUCCUUGGAUGCAACAACAAGCUGGAACAUGGCAGCUUCCAUGUUCUGGAUCGUUUGGAGAAAAUGAUGGUGAUGGACCAGCUACGAGGACACAAGGUCAACCAAUUCGAGAUUCAUAUCAUGAGUCAGACAUGUUUCAGAACGAGGAUCAUUUGCUUACUUUUGAUGAUAACGAUGCUUCUCAAUCAUAUAAUGGUCACAGAUCACCACAAUUCAACAGUCAGCCUUCAUACAAUACUCAGCCUCUACCACUACCUCCUGCUCGAUUUCAGCCGUCAGUACGGUCACAACCAUCACAAAAGUAUCCAUCGUCUGCUCAAAACCUCCAAAUGCCUCCUACUCAACGAAGACCUACGCAACAACAAAAUCCAAAUCGCCUAUACAAUCAACCAACACAAACCUAUCAACAACGAGCAUCAUCGAAUAAUUAUAAUGACCUUCAGCCUUCCUCACAAGCCUCUCAAGCUCCUCGUCAGCCAGUUGCUCGAAAUAAUACCUUAAAUCGACCAUCGUUUCCUCAGCAACAACCACAGCAACAGCAACAACAAUACCAACAACAAUCAUAUCCAACUGCACCUUCACAGCCAUUGCUGCGUAAUCAUGCGCCUGUGGUGCAAGGAACAGUGUUGAAAGCAGUAUCUGAACUCGGUGAACGUUUUCGUAGCUUGUUUGCUUUUCCAUACUUCAAUUCGGUGCAAUCUCAGUGUUUCGACAUUGCUAUGAAUACUGACUGCAAUCUAGUUGUUUCUGCACCUACUGGUUCCGGAAAGACUGUGCUUAUGGAGCUAGCUAUGAUACGCUUGUUUAUGAGACCUGAUGGUGAUCAAGCCAAAGUCGUUUACAUGGCUCCAACAAAAGCGUUGUGUAAUGAGCGUACAGUUGACUGGCAGAAGAAGUUUCGAAACUUGGGCAUCAAGUGCAAUGAAUUGACUGGCGACACAGAUUAUGUCAGUGUGGCUGAAAUCAGAAGGAGUAAUAUCAUUGUCACAACUCCAGAAAAGUGGGACUCUAUUUCAAGACGAUGGAGAGACCAGAAAGCAUUGAUGGGCCUGUUACGGUUAUUCUUGAUUGACGAAGUUCACCUGUUGAAUGAGUCUAAACGAGGAGCCACGCUUGAAGUCGUGGUAUCAAGAAUGCGCACUUUAGGAUUAGAGGUUGAAAGGCAGAAAUCGACUAAUCUGGAUUCAACACAGCAUCAACAAAUUCGUUUACUGGCCUUGUCAGCCACUGUUCCCAACAUUGACGAUAUUGCAGAUUGGCUUAAGAAUUCAGAUGGCACACGAGCUGAGAUCAAAACAUUCGGCGAAGAGUAUAGACCAGUCAAGCUUCAGAAAGAAGUUAUUGGAUAUCCUCCAAAAGGCAAUCCUUUUGUAUUUGAACAAUCUUUGGAUUACAAACUUAUGGACGCCAUUUCAAAGUAUUCACAAUCAAAGGCUACAAUGAUCUUUUGUUCCACUCGCAAAUCAGCACAAUUUAGUGCAGACACAAUUGCCAAAGCUUGCUCAACAGUAGUUACAGGAGGAUUUGGUGAUGUUCAUCCUUUCGUCAAGACCAAGAAUCAGUAUGAGAACUUGAGACAUCUUCGUACUGGACUGAAGGACAAGAAACUUGGAGACGUGGUCAUAUCUGGUGUUGCAUUUCACCAUGCUGGAAUGGCUUCUGAAGAUCGUCAAAAGAUUGAACAGGGAUUUCUAGCUGGAAAUGUUAUUGUGAUUUGUACUACAUCCACACUUGCAGUUGGCAUCAAUUUGCCUGCAUAUCUGGUGAUUAUCAAGGGCACUCAACAAUAUACGAGUACUGGGUAUCAAGAGUAUCAAGGCUUGGAUAUAAUGCAAAUGAUGGGUCGAGCAGGCAGACCCCAGUUUGAAGACUCUGGGGUCGCUCUCAUUAUGACAGACAGUGAACAGAAGAACAAAUAUUUACAAAUGGUGGCUGGAACAGAAAUCAUCGAGUCGAGUUUGCACGAGAAUCUGAUUGAGCACUUGAAUGCUGAGAUUGUGUUGGGAACUGUCACCAAUGUUGGUCUUGCUAUUGAAUGGCUCAAGUCAUCGUUUCUUUAUGUUCGUAUCAAGAAGAAUCCAGCUCAUUAUAAGUUGAAGAAUACAACAACAGUUAUUGCCAAAUUGAGUGCUGAGAAACGUCUGGAAGGAAUAUAUACUACGGAUAUGGACUUGUUGAGAAAAAAACAUCUUAUUGCUGUCUCAGAUGAUGGACAUGGCCUUCAACCAACUGAAUUUGGAAAGAUCAUGGCAAAAUACUGUCUCAAAUUCAACACCACUGUUGCCAUACUUCAAGUUUCAAAAGCCGCUCUCAAGGACGUGUUGACAUGCCUUUCAAAGGCUGAAGAGUUUGCUGAAAUUCGAUUUCGUGGUGACAAGGGCGAAUUAAAUGCCAUUAGCAAACAAACACGUUUUCCAAUAAAGGGUGGAAAAGUAAAGGACGUAUGUGAUAAAGUGACUAUAUUGCUCCAGGCUGUAUUCGGCUCUAUCUCGCUUGAAAACCAAAAGGCCUCCACGGAAUUCUCAAUGCAGACGAAUGCUAUCUUUAAUGCUGCUCCAACCGUUGGACGUGCUAUGAUCGAAAUUUUUAUGGAGAAGGGUGAUGAGAUAUCUGUGCGCUCCUCUAUCACUCUCUAUCAGUGCAUCAAUGCUAAGUCAUGGGAGAGUGCUGACGGAUUAGUAUUGAAGCAAAUCGAUGGCAUAGGACCUCAAAGCGCACGUAUUCUUGCCGCAAAAGGAAUCUCUACCAUGCCACGUAUAUUGCGUGCAGAUGCCCGCGAGCUGGAACUAGCUUUGAAUCGAAAUCCACCAUUCGGCAACAAACUCCUUGAUGCUGCCAAAACUCUUCCUCAAUUUACGAUGGUAAUCAAUCAAAACAAGGAGAACCCACGAACGCGACAAGCUGACUUGCAAGUCAAACUGGCUUUGGCAAACAAGGACACUUGUAAAACUUCCGGUCGAUCUCCUCCUUCUGCUAUCUUUCUGGUGACAAGUUCUGAUCAUCAAUUGAUUGAACACCGUCGUGUAAUGAUCUCGAAACUCAAGGACUCGAUAUCUUUCUCUCUCUCACUCAAUGCCAAUCAGCCUUCUAUGCAUAUCAUGUGCUCGUUAUUGUCCGAAGAUUACGUUGGAAUUGAUGUUCACAGUCAACUCGUACUUGAAAUCAAGGGUCCAUUUUUGCCAAACAGAAAGGAAUUACCCAAACCGCCUGUGAAGAAGCAUCUUGAUUUAACUCCUAUCGAACCAGUUGAUCCAGAUGAAGAUGACUAUGAUCUUCCAUUUGAUGAAGCAGAGUUGUUGCUCGUGGAUGAGGUACUCAAGGCAAAUGGUCUUGAACCAAUGGACGAACCACCUCAUUCAGAUCAAGAUCAUGCGGAUAUGAUGGAGACUGGAUUAGGCAGUGAUACUCAAUUUGAAGAGACGGUUCAGGCAAUGAUGGUCGAUGAUAAGCAAGUACAGCAAACAGCUCCACCUCGUCCUAAACCUGAAGAUAUCAAGAAUCGCUUGCUUCAAGAUGGCGCAGCUGCUGGGCUGGCCCCUGGAUUGGUGCCUUGCGAUCACAAGUGCGGUGAAAAGAACAGUUGCAAGCACUUAUGCUGCAAGACUGGAAUCCCUGUGAAGAAGGCACUAAAACGAAAGAUCAAGCCCUCUGUUGAACGCGAUCCAUCUUCCUCUCAAGCCGAGUUCUCUUCUGAGGGAGAGGACUCUGCUAUUGUCAAGAAGCCAAAACACGCUGAACCGAAAAGGAAGGCUUUCAGUCGACUAGGCAACUUUGAUGAUGAUGACUCUGAUUUUGAAUCUGAUGUUGAACAACAUGUGCGUCCCACAGAAAAACUUUCAAAAGUUGCAUCCAAACGCAUUGUUCGGGAUUCCCCAACAAAUGACGAUAGUAGCAUAGAUGUCAUUGAUCUUGAUACAACAACUCCAGAAAAUGGUCUAGUACUGUCUCUACCAUGGGCUGAACGUGAUAAUCUCAACAAUUUACACAAAAUGACAUCAGCAACAGCCCGAGUCUCGUCGCUCAGACUUGCAUUAACAUCCACUGAUGUACCGUCGCCUAUAACGUCACCCGGUACGACAAUGUCUUCAGUAUCACGACCUCCACUCAGCGUUUUCUCAGCCAUGUCCAAAGUGCAACCACAAGCACGAAAUGCAACGCUUACAAACCAACGUAUCAAAGCAACCUUGGACAAUCUCAACAGCCUACACGACAAGACUGUGACGAAUCGAGUCGGAAAGUCAUCUCUAAAGUCUUCUUCUGAUCGUAAUGUGGAUGGUCAGAAUGAUAGAGUAGACAUCCAAGAAGAAGGAGACGUGUCGCAAAUGCAAACAGUGCCUGAUAUCGCACCCAAGGAAGCUGAAUUCAAAGCAGCCUGUAAUAGUUUCCUGGACUUUCUCAACAAUCUCCAAGUUGAUGAGAACGGUCACAUGCAUAUGAAGAAAGACGACAAGCCCCAAAGGGAUGAUGAUGCAGAGUUUUCAAAGAGCCUUGAAGAUAUUGAUUCGUUGUUUAUGUGA
Synchytrium microbalum is the source of this 4722-nucleotide messenger RNA. RefSeq lists its product as uncharacterized. Lineage: Eukaryota; Fungi; Chytridiomycota; Chytridiomycetes; Synchytriales; Synchytriaceae. Bases 1 to 4722 code for a protein of 1573 amino acids. Gene Ontology annotation, molecular function: ATP binding; nucleic acid binding. The record is from RefSeq and is a predicted model, not a curated record. The transcript has 31 exons.